AGCCGCGUCGCUGAGUUGCGAACUACUUAGAAUGAUGAGCGCCGCGCUGCAAACGGCGCGCGCCGGCCUGCGCCUGGGCGGGCCUACCUUGUGGGCCUGUUGGCCGGUAUUGGCCGUCGUCUGUUGCUUCAUGCUUCCGCGACCUUCCAAGCGGGCGGGCGGGGCCGCCCUCUUUGGUUCGGUGUUGUUCCGCUGCCCCGGCCCGUUGUUCCAGCGAGCGCAAAGUUCCGGGCCCGCCUCGUUCCCAGCCAAGGGCGAUGGCCCGGGGGGCCGUUGUGUUGGCCCUGCCUAGAGGAGGCCGAUAUCAUGCAACCCAGCGCGCAGGGGCGACCAGGAACAGGAACAACGCGCGCCGCCCCCGCGCCUCCCCGUCCCCUUAUUUUGGCCCGGCGCCCUAUAUAUUGCCGGGCCCCUUUGGCCGGCCGUGGGGCGCCGCUUUGUGCGCCCGCAUGAAUGUGGGCGCGCCAAGCAGGAGGCCCGCGACUGCUCGGCUCCGCCCCCCGGGCUGGUGGCUUUGUGUUGCGAGCGCGCGGCGCACGCGCGGAGCCGAUUGCCCUUGGUGGCUUUGUGUAAUGUUAAUGUAUGCAUGCAGAUAGCGCGUGGGCCCGGUAGUGUGGUAGCAUCUUGGUUGCAGCCGGGGCGCCCCCGAUCGGUCGCUCUUUCUUUCUACGUAAAGUAGGCAUCGUUGGGCUUUUGUGUAUUGCGCGCACACAAAGGCUGUCUGCCGCCAGCCUGCGCUUUGGUAGAUUUUCCUUGCCAGCGACUGGAGCUGCGUGUCCUGCUCGUUGGACGAAUGCGACGGGCCGCAUCCCAAAUAUCGGUCGGAAGAACGAUUCGAGCCCAAAUACCUUAUGCCGCGAGCAGAACCCCAGUCACAAGGUGGUCUGGCUCAGCUAAAC
Molecule: messenger RNA, 899 nt
Organism: Amoebophrya sp. A120
Lineage: Eukaryota; Dinophyceae; Syndiniales; Amoebophryaceae
Source: the annotation of a GenBank genome assembly